Messenger RNA from Alternaria viburni, 1341 nucleotides. RefSeq lists its product as uncharacterized. The record is from RefSeq and is a predicted model, not a curated record. Lineage: Eukaryota; Fungi; Ascomycota; Dothideomycetes; Pleosporales; Pleosporaceae. The transcript has 2 exons. Bases 1 to 1341 code for a protein of 446 amino acids.
AUGGACAGCCCGAACGACAACGACGUCAGCAUGGGUGAUCUUCCCGACACCGGCGUUAGCGCAGACAACGUAGACAACGGCGUCGAGUCUGGGGACAUCGUCUUCUUUACCGAAUGCGAGAACGUCGCGGAGCACAACGUUGACGUCAACCGCGAGCGCGACGGCGACGUCGCCAUGGACGACAACGCUGAGCCUGAGCAUCCGGACGUUGUGGAAGUCAAGGCUCUGCAUCGCGAUGCUGAGCAAAAGCUUGCCAUCAAAACGUACAAGGUCAACACAAGCAUCGUUCUCCUGCCCUCUCUCUACAGCAUCUACUUCCAUCCCGACGAGGCAGUCGUUCCUCAAGCUCCUCCGUUCCUCCAACUCACCACCUUCUUCCUCCUGUACAACGACAUCGCCAAGGCGAACUUCCUCGCCGACAAGAGCUUGCCUCUGAUCGUCAAUCAGGCAAUCUUCUUCUACGGUCUAGACAAGGGCCAUUCGUUCUCGCGGUUCUACGACCAGAUCCGGUUCAACAUCCUCCUGAUGGCAUUCGCUUGGGCGUCAGGAUUCGAUCCGAAGUACUGCAAAGAGGGGUGCGAGGAGUUUGUCAAGGUCUUUCUGCGCGCCUGGAUUGAAUCACUGGUCUUCAAGUACGACCCUUUGCAGAACAACUUCACCCAACGCGAAGCCUUCGUCGCCCUAUGGCAGAACUCGCCCUUUGACUUCCAUUUCUUCAGUCCGAGGCGAAGCAAGACGGUAAACAAGCUUGUCAAGAUUCUCAAGGCCCAGGCCGCAUACCUCCCAAACAUGCCGAAACCAGACGACUUCAUGCGGGCCGUGCGCCAAGGCCAUCUGAACGAAGAUAUCUUUGAGAGAUUCGGUGCGGCGAUGACGUUGCAGUGGCUGAUUGGUCUGAACGAGAGGUCCGAGAAGCGGCAGCAGAAGGUUGACGACAAGGAAGAGCUCGCCCAGGCGAACUUGGACCUGAAGCGGACUAAAGAACUUGCGGGCAAUCUUGCGGCGGCCCAACACUUCGGCUUUUUUUCCAAGGACUAUCAGCCGGCUGACGAUUUCGACCCCUUUGAUGAUAAGGACUUGAUGCAUCCAGGCAUGUCCAAGGUUGAUCGGUAUGAGAAGCUCUUGGCGGCCUUGCUCCUUCCCAUCGACAAGGACCUCAAGCAUCCAAGUGAGGUGAACGAGAAGGAGCAUCGCGUGGUUGAUGAGACGAGCUUCUGGGCGACUCGUGAGCAGGUUAAGGCCAUUCUUCAGGAGGAUGUGGAGAAGCCGGAUCAGAGCCGGGCCCUCGCUGAACUGACUGUGUUGAUGAACACCACGGUGAUGGGGCCGACAGCUGAGUAG